AUGGCGCGUCUGGGCAGAGCCGACCUCGUCAAGUACAUGCACAAUAAUGGAGUCAAACCGUCCACUCGUACAAUGGAUGUAGCUUCCACGCUGGAGAUCGUUCAGUUCCUGCAUCAAGUGUCUCAAGUUGGAUGCACAACCGAGGCUAUGGACAAUGCAGCUGCCACUGGCCGACUAUCAAUCUUGGAGUAUCUUCAUCACAAUCGUAGCGAGGGCUGCACAAUCGCUGCGAUGGACAGAGCUGCAGCUGGUGGCCACUUACAGGUUGUUGAGUUCCUGCACCGUAAUCGAACGGAAGGUUGCACAACAAAGGCAUUUGACAUGGCUGCAUCGAAUGGACACAUGGAGGUUGUCCAGUUCCUACAUCACAACCGAACCGAAGGUUGCACGCAUCGGGCCAUGGACUGGGCGGCGUGUGGAGACCUGCCAAUGGUCAAGUUCUUGCAUUCCAACCGCACAGAGGGCUGCACGACCGACGCAAUGGAUGACGCAGCAUCAAAGGGUUGCCUCGACACCCUCAAGUUCCUUCACGACAAUCGAUCAGAGGGAUGUACUGAGGUGGCCAUGGACUGGGCAGCACGUGAAGGACAUCUCGAGGUUAUCGACUUCUUGCAUCGCAACAGGACCGAAGGCUGCACCGUGGAGGCGAUGGACUGGGCGGCACAGGAGGGUCAUCUCGAGCUUGUCAAGUACCUGCAUCUCAACAGGUCAGAGGGGUGCACAACCGAUGCCAUCGACAGUGCAGCACGCAAUGGACACUUGGAGGUCGUACGGUAUCUUCAUCUCACCAGGACCGAGGGAUGUACAAAGGUAGCAAUGGAUACUGCCGCACGACAGGGCUAUACUGCAAUCGUUGAGUUCCUUCAUCACAACAGGACAGAGGGCUGCACGAUCCAUGCAAUGACCUUUGCGAUCCACAAUGGCCAUAUGAAUGUCGUGCGAUUCUUGCACGAGCGCAGGACAGAAGGGUGCAGCAACGUCGCUAUGGAGCUCGCCUGUCAAAGCGGCCACCUCGACAUCGUACAGUUUCUCCAUAACAACAGGAUCGCUGGUCCUUAUGGCUCUAUAACAUCGGCGGCGGCCAGUGGCCAUCUGGACGUAGUUCAAUUUCUCCAUCACAACAGGACUGAAGGCUGUACAAAGAGUGCAAUGGACAUAGCGGCAGCAAAUGGAUACAUUCGAGUAGUCCAAUUCCUGCACACUCAUCGAACUGAGGGCUGCACGGUGCAGGCUGUGGACAAGGCAGCAGAGAAUGGAUACAUGGAUGUAGUGCAGUUCCUAUGCGAUAACCGUCACGAAGGAUUCUCCAUGGACAAGUUGAGUGUGAUAUCAGAGAAUGGCCACUCCAACAUCGUCGAAUACCUUAGUAAAUGGAAUGCUUCAACAACAUCAACAACAUCAACAGAGACAUCAAUGACAAUAGAACAAAUAUUGGAUCAACUUAAGGCUAUAUAA
This is a messenger RNA of Acytostelium subglobosum LB1, 1455 nucleotides long. RefSeq lists its product as hypothetical. The record is from RefSeq and is a predicted model, not a curated record. Bases 1 to 1455 code for a protein of 484 amino acids. Gene Ontology annotation, molecular function: protein binding. The transcript has a single exon. NCBI's taxonomy places the organism in Eukaryota, Evosea, Eumycetozoa, Acytosteliales, Acytosteliaceae.